Molecule: messenger RNA, 1786 nt
Organism: Saprolegnia parasitica CBS 223.65
Lineage: Eukaryota; Oomycota; Saprolegniomycetes; Saprolegniales; Saprolegniaceae
Exons: 1
Source: RefSeq, a predicted model, not a curated record
AAUGCACUCGAUGGCGGGAACCGUGCCGAUGGACGUCGUUGAGCUCAUCGCGAUGCAAGUAGCGUGCCCUUCGAGCCUCUCGGCCCUGCUAGGCGCACUGCCGCCACCCGCCGUGACACCUGCGCUCGCUGCGCUCCAAGCGCUGACGCAACGCCCGACCACCGUGCGCGUCACGUGGCCUCGCAUCGCGCUCCUCUCGACGCCGUCGGCCUCGACGCACUCGCAUCUCAAGAGUCUCAUGCACCACGACGCUCAGAUCGAGCUCGUUUUGCGCCAGCCUCUGGACAUCCUCGAGGCCGCCGUGCCGCUGACCGCAGUGACACGAGUCCACAUUGCACCGAUCAAACCGCUCUCGGAAGCCGACGGCGUCAUGCUGCACCUUGCUCUCGAGCGCGCACCUCUCAAGCGCCUGGUUGUCAACACCGCUCGACAAGACAAUGGCCGCUGGCUUUGCCACGUCCUGCGGCUGCUAACCAAGGGCCGCGUGCGGGAGCUUGUGCUCGUCGGCGACCCACGAACGUCACUGUUGCCAACGGCCGAUGCGGAUCUGCAAGUGUGGCUGUCGUCAGGUCGGUCGCUGUGCUUGCGAGGCCUGCACGUGUCGGCGGCGCUCGCGGCGGCGCUGGCGCAGGCGUUGGCGCUGCAGUCGCUCGCACUGGAUCGCGUGCUCGGGCUCUCGGGCCCCGUCCUCUUGCCGGCAUCGCUCAAAACGCUCACGUGGAUCUUUGACGCGCGACCGUUGGCGUCUACCGCCGUAGCGGCAUCGCUGCUCACGGCGCCUCGCUUGACACACUUGGCUCUGGACGGCGGUCUCUGCCCCGACGCAGUGGCGACGGCCCUCGCAGCGCUGCCCGCUCUGACGUCGCUGCGCCUCAAUGGCCUCGCUCUAUCGACGUCGCUCAUCGCAGCGCUACCGCAGCUCCAGCACCUCGCCCACUUGAGCCUCAGCGGCCACGCGUUUGGAUCGCUCGCGCCAGCGCUGGCGGACGCGCUUCCGCUCUGCGGCCGCCUCACGUCGCUGGAUUUGCGUCGGCGCAAACUGCCGUCGUCGGCCUUGCACGUGCAACGGCUCCGUCACGCACUCGGCCGGAUGCCAACUCUUCGCCGCCUUGCGUGGACAAGCGCGGGCGUCGGCGACUGCGUCGUCCCACACCUAAGCGCGCUCUCUCUCUCGAGCGAUCCGUGCGUGUACCCGACGUACCGGCCCGUCGUCAUGGACGGCAUCAAGUCCCUCAGCGCGCUCGUCGAGCUGGCGCUGACAGAGAACGAGCUCGACGACCGCGGCGCGCGCGCGUUGGGCGAGGCGUUGCCGCGCUGCCGACAGCUGCGGUCGCUGGACGUACACGGCAACGCGUUUACGAGCCGCGGCCUCGAUGCGAUCUUACACGGCCUUCCUCGCUCGCUUGAAGCGCUCAACGUCGUGUCCAGAGGGUACUACUGGUCGGGCCUCGACGCCGUCCUCACGGCUUUGACGCACGCAGCGUGGCGCUCGCUGGACGUCGCCGUCAACUACGAGCACGACCUCGACCGCGCCUUGCGCUGGCUGCUCGCCCACACGCAGUUUGUCGUGGCCCUGCCGCCGCAUGCAAGCAGCAUCAAGCCAUCGAGUCACGCGCUUGUCGAAGCGAUUGAUGCGAGUCGCACGGGCCACGCCUGUGUCGUCCGCCUCCACCUCCGGGACACCCUCUCCGGCGCCUUUCUCGAUCCAUAUCCAUGACGUGGCACCACGUCCAGCCGACACCAGCAUGUGUUUGUCUCAAUGGCAGGAAAUAGAGGUGAACCCUGA